This is a messenger RNA of Cooperia oncophora, 539 nucleotides long. Lineage: Eukaryota; Metazoa; Nematoda; Chromadorea; Rhabditida; Trichostrongylidae. The record is from the annotation of a GenBank genome assembly.
AUGGAGACAGAAUGUGUCCUCAACUGUCCCAUUGAAUUCCAAUAUCCAUUUCAGAUCUUCCACAUUAACUGUUUCAAAUGUAAAACCUGUGGUAAAACCCUGGCAGGAUCAUCAUUCUACAACAUUGAGAACAAUCCCACGUGCGGUGAAUGUUACAACAAAACACUCGAGAAUUGCCACAAAUGCCACCAAAAGAUUACCGAUCGCCUUCUACGAGCCCGUGGUGGUGUAUGGCACGUGAACUGUUUCACUUGCGAGAGUUGUAAGAAAUCACUGGAUGGCGUUCCGUUUACCUCCGAUCCAGAAAACAAUGUUUACUGUGUGGAUUGCUAUCAAAUAAGGUUCGCUCCACGUUGCGCUGUGUGCAACCAGGCGAUUGUACCUCGUCCAGGAGAAAAGGAAUCGGUACGAGUCAUUGCCAUGGACAAGUCUUUCCAUCCAGCCUGCUAUAAGUGCGAAGAUUGUGGAAUGCAGCUAUCCAGCAAGGUCGAUGGAGCCGGUUGCUAUCCACUGAACGAUCACCUCUACUGUAAGAACUG